UUCUUAAUUUAAGGCGUAUAUGUAAGUUUCAUAAUUUGGUUUUAGAACAAAAAAAUAAACAAACCGAAAUCAAAUCCAAAUGAGCCACAAAAACGAAGACAAGAAGAAACGACGAUGAGCUUCACUGCUUCUCUCAUCUCUUCUUUGGCGUCUCCGUCUCUCGUCUCGCUCCACGAUCUUCCUCCUUCCUCUUUCCUCGGAAACAAAGUCAUCAAGCUAACAAUCGUCACUCGUUCACGGCGGAAAUUGUCCGCAUCCUGUGCUCCGGCAACAAAAGCAGCUGCGUCGUCGGAGACAGCCAAGAACGUUGUCCCCGAUAUGGCUCCGACAUCGGCGUCUGAGGUCGUCUCCAGCUUCUACGCCGCCAUCAACGGCAAUGAUUUAUCCUCCGUCACCGACCUCAUCGCUCAGGACUGCGUUUACGAGGAUCUCGUCUUCUCAUCCCCCUUCGUUGGCCGAACGGCAAUUCUAGAUUUCUUCGGAAAGUUCAUCGAAUCAACAAGUAGGGAUCUGCAAUUCGUGAUAGAUGACAUUUCAACAGAGGACUCGUCAGCUGUUGGAGUUUCAUGGCAUUUAGAAUGGAAGGGCAAGAAUUUCCCGUUUAGCAAAGGCUGCAGCUUUUACCGGCUACAAGUAAUCGAUGGCAAGAGACAGAUCGUAUAUGGAAGGGACUGCGUUGAGCCUGCAAUCAAACCUGGAGAAACAGUUCUGGCUGCUAUAAAGGGAGUUACCUGGUUGCUGCAAAAAUUUCCUCAACUGGCCGAUAGAUUCUGAUGGAAUUAUAAAGCUCCUGCUUGAUGAAGUGGAUCAGCUUGAAGAGAAACUACAGUACCAUACUGUUCUACUCUAACUAGAAACCGUUAUGUGUAUAUAAAUUGUUUUCGGUCUGAUGAUAUGCAGGCGUAUAUAGAAUAUGUGCUAUUAACUAAAUAAAGCUCCAGUUGAUCAUCUU
Messenger RNA from Eutrema salsugineum, 952 nucleotides. RefSeq lists its product as uncharacterized. NCBI's taxonomy places the organism in Eukaryota, Viridiplantae, Streptophyta, Magnoliopsida, Brassicales, Brassicaceae. The record is from RefSeq and is a predicted model, not a curated record. The transcript has 5 exons. The coding region runs from base 115 to 774 and encodes 219 amino acids.